Molecule: messenger RNA, 753 nt
Organism: Colletotrichum navitas
Lineage: Eukaryota; Fungi; Ascomycota; Sordariomycetes; Glomerellales; Glomerellaceae
Exons: 1
Coding region: 138-623 (161 amino acids)
Source: RefSeq, a predicted model, not a curated record
GACCGUUGCCAUGGGUGUUCAUGUUGACGCUGAUGGCGCAGCCGCGGAUGUCUCUUUUACGGUACUGAACGGCAACAGACAGACGCACGCACAGGCAUGUCGCAACUUGGGAUUAGGAGACGGGGUGGAGGCAUGAGAUGGCAAUGUACCCGAGAUGCCGCGAUAUGACGACAAUGUCGAACUCUCCCGUCUUCGGCCACGCAUUCUGUGCUGCUCGAGGCCAUGGUCAUGAUGUGGCUCCAGCAACAUCCUCUCAUUCAAAAAUGCCCGCACUCAUCUUGUUGCAGGCUCCAUGUCAUCUCCCCUUCCGAAAGGGCACUCACUGGAAAGGAAAGGAAUUUGACAGGAUGAGGGGAUGGGGGGAUGGGGGGAUGGGUGAAGGAGAGACGAAGAAGGCAGCUGCUAGGUACAAUUACAGGCCCCUACCUCACAGCAAGCACCCCCUUCCCUGCCACGCGACUUGCUCCCGGCCCGUACGUCUUUGCGCUUCAUCUGCUUUUCUGCUGCUGCUUCGUCUUGCGAUUCCGCUUUCCAUUCUCCACUUUCACUCUAUCGCCCUCCCACUUUGCCGACCGAGUGCACAAUUCUCAGCCACCAAGGGACUCUCUCCCCAUGACCUAUGACCCAUCCCGCUCUUAUGUCUCCCCCCCUGCCAAUUGAUGACAACAAGUGUCCGGGUGUGAGAGAUGUGGAGGUUGUUUCAAUUCCGCCCACCCCUGCUCGAAACGCAUCAAUACUCUAUGUACAUUGACG